UUUCAAUGCAUAAUCUGUUAUAAUCUAUGUUCGACAGUUACGUCAAAAGUGUUAGUGAAAUCAUUGUGAAUUAUUUUGGAUUUUCUAGAAUUAAUACAUUUGCUGAGAACGAAGGUAAUGCAAUGAGACAGCGUUUCAAAUAAUGACUAUAACCAUGAAAGAACAAGACCAGAUGCCUGGGGAGAUGGCAUUCCCUGAGGCGAAAUUAAAGGCACUGGAAGACAAACUUUCACAUCCCCGUUGGGUUGUACCAGUGCUGCCAGAACAAGAAUUGGAAGCUCUUCUAGUCGCUGCAACAGAACUAGCUGCAAAAGGAGAAGAUGUACACAAUGCGGCGUGUCAGAAAUUUUACACUGAUGCUCUCACAAUAUCUUUUACAAAGAUAUUAACAGAUGAUGCAGUAUCAUCGUGGAAAAAUAAUAUACAACAGUGUGUAAGAUCCAACUGUGAGAAGCUAGUCAAGUUGUGUGCUCUUAAACUUGAUGAUCCCAGAUUUUUGCAUCUAUUGACUAUGACAUUAAACCCCAGUAACAAGUUUCAUAUGUUCAAUGCAUCGCGAACGAGCGAGGGCCUUUCGGUGACAUCAAAUACCACUGGUACAGGUCAAGGGCCUUCUCAAGACAUAGAAAUUUUUGCUAGGUCUCAUGAUCAUCGUACUCCUAGGGGGUGGCUGGUCCAUCUAAUUAAUGUGUUUGGUCAAGCAGGCGGCUUUGUGAAAUUAAGGGAGAGGUUUGAAGAGAUAAUGGGUUUUCAAAAGUCUGAUCUCAAUUCAUCUAUGAAUACAGAAGAAAAGGUAUUGUCUGAGAUGAUGGAAAAAGAAAGUGAUGAGAGCAAGACAUCUAACACCAAUUGUAUUGAACCAGUUCUUGUUAUUGGGGAAAACAGUGAUUCAAUGACACAGUCUCGUAACGACCAACCUUCAUCAUUAGAACAGUCUACAACUGAAACAAGAGUCACAGAGGUCUGGCAUUUAUUACGCCCUCUUGGUGUCUGUCAUGAUCUUCUCACUGCACAUACUGUUACAACAUACUUAUUACCUGUGCUUGAAUGCAUACCAACGUUGUUAGAAAGUUUAUCCGACGAAGAAUUGAAGAAGGAAGCGCGAGGUAGUGAAAAUAAGACUGAUACCGUUUCCUGUUUGAUUAGGGCUUGUAAAUAUGUUUCUGCAAAAACACCACAACAUCAUAGUCUUCUUAAGUCUCUUGAAAUGUUUCGAUUGAAAAUGAUAUUGAGGUUAUUACAAAUGUCCUCAUUUAAUGGCAAAAUGUCAGCACUGAAUGAAAUUAAUCAACUUAUAAGUACUUUUUCACAACAACCAAAACCAGAGUGGCUCACACCUGCUGUCAUAACGAAUUGGAUUCGUGAGAACAAAGUAGUGGACAUUGUGCUUCGUGAUUCACUUCAUCAACCUCAAUAUGUGGACAGAUUAGAGAAAAUGCUAAGGUUUAUGAUCAAAGAAAAUUCGUUAACCACAGAAGACUUGGACGCUAUUUGGAAGGCGCAGCACGGGAAACAUGAAGCUAUCGUGAAAAACCUGCACGAUUUACUGUCGAAGUUAGCGUGGGAUUUUACCCCUGACCAAUUAGACCAUCUUUUCGACUGUUUUAAGGCUAGUUGGGCUUCAUCAAGUAAAAAACAAAGUGACAAAUUGUUAGAGGUAAUAAGAAGGCUUGCUGAAGAUGAUAAAGAUGGAGUAAUGGCGAACAAGGUUUUAGUACUUUUUUGGAACUUGGCACACUCCGAUGAGGUAUGCACAGAAAUAAUUGACGUGGCCCUUGCUAAUCUAAUCAAAAUACUCGACUACAGUUGUAGUCAAGAUCGCGAUGCACAGAAAACUCUGUGGCUAAAUAAGUGCGUAGAAGAGUUAAAAACAAACGAAAAAUGGGUGCUUCCUGCGCUUAAGAUGAUGAAAGAAAUCUGUUGUUUAUACGAAGCGGGCGGAGGUACGGGCGUGCGACCUAAUCUUACGAGACAGGAACUGAUCGACCGGCUACAAACACAGCACUCCCUUGUCAUAUUGGUUACAAACUCUCUUACAAGUUAUAUGGAUGGAGUUCGUAAUAAACUUGCAGUUGAUGGUGUUAUCGAUUGGGAGAAUUGGUUACCCGAUGGAAGAUAUCCACACGCAGCUCAGGUUCAUGAACGACUUAGUUUUUUGCGGUUCUUAUUGAAAGAUGGUCAAUUGUGGCUUUGUGCUGAACAGGCAAAACAGAUUUGGGUAUGUUUAGCGGAAAGGCCAGCGCACCUUGGAGACCGUGAAGCCUGUUUUCGAUGGUUCAGUAAACUCAUGGGAGAGGAACCUGAUUUGGAUCCAAAUAUCAACUUGCAUUUUUUUCGACGUAACAUUAUGACUUUACCGCCUAAUUUAUUAACCCAUGCCGGUAUUAAAUGUUUUGAGAGGUUUUUUAAAGCUGUGAAUGCCAAAGAAGGUAAACUUAGGAUUAAACGUAGAAGUUUUCAACUCAACGACGCUGAUCUCAUAGGAAUAGAUUAUUUAUGGAGAGUGAUAACGGAAUGCGACGACGACAUAUCGGCGCGCGGCAUAGAGCUGUUGCGGGAAGUGUGCACGUGCGUGGGGCCGCAGCUGUCGCCGGCGAUGCACCACGAGUCAUUCCUAACGCAGUGCUGCGCACGAACGCAACGGCUCCAACGGGAAAUGGAACAGCAAGAAGAUAAUCCCGAAGUUUGUACAAAAAUGUGUAGAAUAAUUCGUGCCAUACAAGAAUACAUUAAUGAAUGUGACAGAAGGUUUUCGUCGGAGCGACAAAUACUGCCUAUCUACAGAGCCGGUCGCGGAAGACAAUGUACAAUAAUAGUAAGAUUUAACUUUCAAACUGGCCAAAGACAAAUUGAAGAUAUAGAAUUAUUUUCGCAUUCUAACGAAACAUUGCAUUCUUUACGAGCAUCGAUCCAAAGAAGAUUAAAAUGUGCCUCGGAUAGUACCAUUAAAUUAGAACUAUAUGUUAACAAAUUAGAAUUGUUUGUAAAUGGUGAACUGUUGGAUUCUAGUCACGAUAAGAAAAUACUUUCACAGAUACCUCUCCGUGAUAAAACUUUGAUCGUCGCUAAGGUUUAUGAUGGACAAGUGUGUGGUAGCGGCGGAUGCGGUUCCUCGAAUGAAUCCAGUAGUGAUUCUAGCACAUCUUCGCCGCCACUUUCACCUACUCCUGAAAACGCUUUACCUGGAGUUCUGUUUGCGCAAGGCUCGUGGUACUUACCAUUUAUAUUAGAAUUGGAACAUGUUGGCAUUACGAAGUUGCAUGGACCAUUGACUGAAGCGGCACAUCUGCUAUCACAAAUUUGUCCUGCACAUAAACUAACAAUGGAGAAAUUAACAGAAGCAUUGUUAUGUAGGGACGACACGAAACUCAGAGAUAUGCUUUAUGGACCAUCACCACCGACUGUAGCUUACAAUAUAGAGGUAUUGUACAGCAUGGUGAUGCCGUCGUCAGACACGAGACUAGAACGCAGCCGGAAUUACCAGCUGGCCUGUGUAAAGAAGGCUCCGCUACUGGUAAAAUGCCUUUCUGACAAGGAUUUUUUAAAAGAUGCUGCUCCCCACACCAGAAGGGUAGGUUAUUUAGCCUUAGUGAGACUGGCGAAGUUAAUUUUGUACACCUUGGGAUAUUUAUUUGAAAUAUUGGCGCCAGAUGGAUCUGAUGUUUCGGUGGACAAAGAUUUUAGAAUGGAUCUUACUAUUUUAAGGGAGGCUCUCACCACUAUACCAAAUCACAGUUGUGAAAUGAUCGUGAAAGCAGUAGCGGAAAAGUUAGCGAAUUCAUUAGGAGAACAGGUUGUGAUCGCCGGAGAAGAGAGUGACUCCGUAUCGUCACUAGUGUGGUGGCGCGUCCCUACGAUGGCGACGGUCCGGGCAUUGUUUGCACUCGGAUACUCUGUGGCGCAGCCUGUCGAGAUGACUAGCAUUGUACACCCCGACGACGUUACCUUGGUCCGAGAAUGUAUGGAAGUGGUGACUAUAUGCAUGGCGCUUGGCGGCGGAAGACUGGAUAUGUUGCUUAACGAACCUUGGUGGCAGGAUACCGCUCUUUACUUAAUGAUCGAUUGCCCAAAUCCACAAGUGCGCGUGUCGUGCGCGGAGCAGCUGCUGGCGAUGUGUGCGUGGGGCGGCGGGGGCGGGGCGCGCAGCGUGCUGGCGGCGCUGGCCGGCACCGCGCUGCGCCUGCACCGGCACGCCGCGCACGCUAUGCAGUUUCUGCAACUUCUCUGCCGUCUCGUCGCGCUCGCUGGACCCACCGAUCGUACACUCGAAGACCUCGCGCUCGAGGUGGAUUGGCUUCGAACCGCGAAAACUAACCCCGACACCUUGGACGACACUCUUCUCGAAGGACACCUUAAUUUGACGAAAGAAUUAUUUGCUCAUGUCCCGGCACAGGUCAAAUACCAAUAUGGAGCUCAUCCGGACCAUAAAGACUCUGGACUUAUUAAAGAAAUAACGACGGAAUUUUUGUGGCCGUACUCAUGGGCUUGGCACGUGAAUGGCAGCGGGAAUGGUGGUGGCGGUGUAGGCGGGAGCGCGUCGGACUGCAGGCGCGAGCCGCCGGCGCCGCUGUGUCGCACGCCGGGGGCCGCCGCCGCCGCCGCCGACCUGCUGCUUGCGCUCGUACACGGCUGCGUUCUCAACAUGGCCGCGCUUGCACGACUGUUAGAACAAAUGUUCUAUAGUGACAAGACAAUGCCAUUAGCUGAAUGGGAAUACAUGCCUUGCGUGGGCCCACGGCCGCCUGCUGGACUUGUGGGGUUAAAAAAUGCUGGAGCGACGUGUUACAUGAAUUCUGUGCUGCAGCAGCUAUACUGUGUCCGAGCUGUCAGAGAUACCAUACUCACUGUGCAAGGAGCAGCAACAGAUCCCAACGAAGAUUUUUCUGGAGAAAGUCACCAUCACAGUAUUUUAGAAAAUAAUAUAGAGAAUAAUACUGACUAUAACAUCACAAUAUUGAAACAAGUACAGGCGAUAUUUGCACAUUUACAUUGCAGCAAACUGCAAUACUAUGUUCCAAGAGGAUUAUGGGCCCAUUUUAGGUUACAGGGCGAACCGGUAAACUUGCGUGAACAGCAGGAUGCAGUUGAAUUUUUCAUGUCGUUGGUCGAGUCGUUAGAUGAAGCUCUGAAGUCUUUGGGACAGGAUCAAUUGAUGGCAAAAACGAUGGGAGGAACUUACUCUGAUCAAAAGAUCUGCAAAGGCUGUCCGCAUAGAUACUGUAAGGAAGAGCCGUUCAGUGUUGUGUCUUUAGAUAUUAGAAAUAUGUCACGUCUCCAAGAAUCAUUAGAAGCUUAUGUCCGUGGUGAACUGUUAGAAGGUGCUGAUGCUUAUCACUGUGAUAAAUGCAAUAAAAAGGUGGUGACAGUGAAAAGGUUAUGUCUGAACAAACUGCCCCCAGUAUUAGUUAUACAAUUGAAAAGAUUUGAAUAUGAUUUCGAAAAAGUGUGUGCAAUAAAAUUCAAUGACUAUUUUGAAUUCCCGAGAGACUUGGACGUCGAACCUUAUACAGCGUGGGGCCUAGCACGAGCGGAAGGUGACUCGACUCUAUGGGAGGGGGGCGAGGAGCGGACGCCUGAAACAAAUUAUCAACUCAGCGGGAUCGUUGUACACUCCGGCCAGGCUUCCGGUGGGCACUAUUAUUCAUACGUGCUCUUAAGGGAUAACGGAAGCGAAACUGGCCGUUGGGUAAAAUUAGACGAUGGCGAUGUAUCGGAGUGUGCAAUGCACGAUGAUGAAGAAAUGAAGGCGCAAUGCUUUGGUGGUGAAUAUAUGGGAGAGGUUUACGAUCCAAUGUUGAAAAGGAUUUCAUAUAAACGACAAAAACGAUGGUGGAAUGCCUACAUGCUAUUUUAUACCAGGAAGGAUACUAUAGAAACAGUCGGUCUCGAGCAAUCAAUGCGUAAUCUAACACUCAAUUGUGAUAUUAAUUAUAGGGAAAGUGCCAUACCUCAGCCGAUUUGGAUGUCAGUACGUCGAAGCAAUAUUGCAUUCUCCCAUAAUCAAGAUCAAUUUAGUCUCGAACAUUUCAAUUUUAUGAAAAAAUUGUGUUGUAUGAGAUUACAACUGACACAUGGUUGUGUACAACAAAGUACUGUUUGGGGGCCUGAACAAGAGGAAAUGUCAAUGCUAGCGGUACAAUUGGCAACUCGGUUUUUAUUCCAAGUGGGAUUUCGAACAAAGAAAACAUUGCGAGGACCUGCGGCUGACUGGCACGAAAUUCUAUGUCAACAUCUGAGGUGUUCAUCGGCGAUUAGAGCGUGGUUCGGGACUGAAAUAUUUAGAUAUCCACAUAGAAUAUGUGAUUAUUUGUUAUCAUGCCCUACAGCGGAAAUCAGAAUAGUUUUUAUGAAGAUUAUAGUUUUCCUAGCACAUUUUUCAAUUGAAGAUCCACCAGUGAGUAACGGCUACGGCUCGUGGUGCACGCGCGAGGAGGCGCUCUCUCUGUCGGACCAGCUCGUGUGCAGCGUGCGGGCGCUCACCGCCCCGCACCCCGAUGCACACGGCUCGCGACACUUGCCGCUGCUUUAUAACCUCUUCCUCACCUACGCCAACCUGGGACUCACGGAGAAACUACAACUACUCCGGUUAAAAAUCUUGGACAUCAUUCUCUCGGCCUGUAUAGAUGAUACAUCGUCCGGAGGAAAAUACCAGUAUCCAGAAUCUGCUAAAGUACACCAGGUGGUGUGCGCUCUGCUGCGGUGCUGCGACGUUAGCGGGCGGUGUCAGUCGGCGGCGGAGGGCGCGGCGCCGUUGCCCAACCCGUACGCCGAGCCGCCGCACGUGGCGCCCGCCGACCGACAUGUCAUGUCACCCCUCGUUGCCGACAUACUCUACAACAGAUCCGGGACGUACAUGAAGAAACUGACAGAGGAGUGUUGCGGCUGCGAGGAAGGCAUCCGUAUACUACAGUUUCUGUGCUGGGAAAACGCGGGCUGGUCUCGGCUGGCUCUGUCCGAGCUGUUGUGGCAGAUGGCGUACGCGUACUGCCACGAGCUGCGGCGCCACGCCGACGCGCUCACCGCGCUGCUGCUCAUGGAGGACAGCUGGCAACAGCGACGCAUACAUAACGUUAUCAAGGGUGUGUCUGAGGAGAGGCCGGGACUGCUGGAGACGGCGGCCCGCUCGCGCGGACACUACCAGAAGCGUGCGUACGCGUGCGUGAAGCUCGUGGUAGGCGUCAUGUGCCGCACGCCGCUCGCAGUGCGCGCCGUGCACACGCAGGCCGACGCGCGGCGCCGCUGGAGGCAGCUGCUCGCCUGGCUGCAGGACGAACUCGAUCGCAAGUACGGUCCAGGAUACGGGUCAUACGGCACGUGGUCUCCGCCAGGAACCUCAAAUGAAACGUCCAGCGGAUACUUCCUCGAACGCAGUAACUCUGCGAGGAAAACUCUAGAAAAAGCAUAUCAGCUGUGUCCGGACGAAGAUGAGGAAGAAGAAGAAGAAGGUCGGGAGGUUGCCGAAGGCUCCGGGUCGGGCGAGCCUGGCGAGGACAGCGGCGACGAGGACGAACCACCAGACGACGAGCCCCGACGUCUGCAGCCCCACGCGCUCUCCGGAGUCUGAAUGUGCUCGCUCUAAAUGCACUUAUCACGUGUCCACCGUGUGUGACUGUUUGCCUGCAUGUCCUGCGGACUGACCCGGAGCUGCUGUGUGAGAAUGAAAUUCGCCGAGUUUUUGUUAGAGAUACGGUGUCGGCCCCGAGGGCUUGAUGUUGUUGCGUGAGGACUCGACAGUCUCGGCUUUAUUGCACUUUGUAUUCUGUGAUGUAAGCCCGCACGCCUCCAUCCCGACGGGAAUGCGUUUUAGUCCCUCAUAGAACUUAAUUUCGCUUUAAAAGUAAAUAUUUUAUUAAUUUCUAUGGGAACGUUCCAUGAGAGCUUUUUCGAAAUAGAAUAAUUUAAAUUUGGUUCCUUCAAAAGUUUGUAUCGUUAAAAGAUUAAUUCUAAAACAUUAAUGGGAAAUCAUUGGACAUGGAACGUUAUAAUUUUAAAAGUAUUAUUUAUUACAUUAGAGUACAACAGGUGAUUUUGCAUUUUUUUGAAAAUUUUGUUACUAAAUUUGUACAUGACCACAUUAUUGAUAUUUGUCAAAGGCUUACAGAAUUCAUUAUAUGAAAAGGUUAGUCAGUUUUAAUGGUCAUAAUAUUAAGCUAUUUCGUUGUACAUUUAAAUUAGAAACGAAUAUUAGUUUAAAUAAGUUGAUCGUCAAUUGUAUACAGUCUUUAAAACUUUGCUUUUGCGUAAUACUAUACCUUUUUUUUUACUAUUUCACUGAAUAUAUUUACCUACUAUUUUAUUAAACUGGAAAUAAAACAUCACCAAACUCUACACAAUAGCUCCGUAACAGAUAAUUUUUUUAUUAAUAAUAUAGAACACCGUCUGUAAAUAUGAGAAAAACCGAGGUCAUGUGCAUUUUAUUCUGGCCUAAUAAAAAAAGGAAAAACGUUUUUGUUUAAUAUGUAACGAAAUUUUAGUCUGUAAUUUGAAUAAAAAAAUGUGAAAAUAGAUAUAGGGUGAUGAAACUGCUAGUCUAACAGGAAAUUGUUGCCACUAUAUCAAUGUUCUGCUUUGUAUGAUAAUGUGUUAUUUAUUUUUAUAUUUCACGUUGUAUAAAUGUUCUCUUUUAAUUUAAUUUAGAUUUAAUGUUCGAGCUACCAGGCUGUAAACUGUGUUAAUAUUUAUCACACAACCAAUCACCAUUGUAAUAUAAAUGUUAAAUUGUAAUCUUUUCAUUUCAUACAAAUUAUUGUUUAACGUAUUUUUUUAUUUGUACCACCGUUGUAUAUAAGAGUAUCUUUUAUCAUUUUCAAAGCACUAAAAAUCGAUUGGACCAUUAUUAUUCUCGUUGUAGUGGCUGCGUGAAUCGAGUGCCUUAAUUUAUUUUUAUUUGCUCAAUGCUUGCACUUUAAAGUCUAACAAUGCUUUUAUUUUGACGAAACUGAUAGAUUGGUACUAAUUAAUUUUGACUAAGUGUAGUUUCAAUAAAUUAUCAAUACUUGUCUAACUACGUACGGUUAAUCCACUAAAUGCUUAUCAUUAUAUUCGAUUAAAAUUAUACAAAUGAGUCGGACAGCCCCAUACAUCACGUUGGAGCCGGUAUCCAUUCGUAUAGAAUAUUAAUGAAAUCUAUUAGAAUAAUAUUAGUGAAGACUGUCACCAUUUUCAUUUGAACUUAGAUGCUGUGGGUAACUAACUAGAUGGAAUACAUUCUUAUGAUUGAAUUUUACGAACAGUGUCAUAAAAUACAGGAUUAUCUUUACCAUUCGUGGGUUGACAAUGUUUUGAAUAACAUUGUCCCCACUUUAUACGGAAAAAUCGUAGGAAAUUCUUAGUGUUUAUUGUCGACAGCGCUAGUGGAGUGGUAACAAAAAUUCGAUUGCAACAUCUUUUGUAAACAAAAGACUCGCUACGUUUUAUAAAGUUUUUUUUUUACUUUUCUUAAACCAAUUUACGUUGUAACUUGGUGAAUGAUAACAUAAAGAAGGCGCGUUAUAGUUAUUGUGCAUUAAAGGUGUCGUAGAAAGGUCUAGUAGUUAAUAUAAAAAUCACUGUACCUUGAUGUCCGAGGUCAUACGUGUAUAAUAAACACAAAACGUGUGUGAUGCGACUGCUGUGUAUUAAAAAACUAUUAUAGAUAUUAUUUGUGAAAAAUAGCAAAGUUUGUAAACAGACACUAUGAAUUAAAUUCCAAUUGAGAAGAAAUUACGUUCACAUUUGUAACACGUGGUGGCAAGCUAACGGGGACUGCACUCCAACGAUCACUGUGGAUAAAUAAAUGAUAGAUCGAUACUAAUUGGUUUCGUCUAAAUUUGUUUAGAUCGCAUCAUUUUAAUUCGCGUAUAUAUAUAAAUAUAUAUACACGCUUUAUUUACUAUAUGAUUAUUAAGUUCGAAGUGCAGACCGUUAGAGUGAUAUAUAGACAUCUCAAAGUUUAAAGUGAAAUUACAACUAAACUAUCUAAUGUAGGAUUACUAUCAAGUUCAACGAUAUUUAAUUAAAUUUUAAAUCACGAUCAAAUUUCAAAUUGCGGAUUGUCCAAUAAUGUACUCUGAAACUUGCAAUGCAACUUGGCUGUGUGUAGUUUGUCGUACAGUUUGAAGAUUUGGCAAACUUAGAUAAAACAUUUGUAUCGGUCUGUAUUACAGCCGAAGUCAAAAUUAUGGCAAUACAACAGUGUUUUAGGGGUACGUAUUUAUUCUAUGCUUUAACCAUUAACAGGCGUAAUCGCUAUUUGUAUUUUUUAUAGGAUACUUAACAUAGUAGUAACUAUGAGUGAAAAACUGGGCGGUAAAUGCUUACUGUUGUUGAUGUUAUUACCAAAGAUGGCGCUCUAGACAAGGGUGUUAGGUGACCCUUUUUUUUAAAUAGCUUAAUGAAUUAAAUGGAGUAUCUUUUAUAAAAGCAAGUUUAUAAUGUUAUGUUGAGUGGAGAUGUAAUGUGAUUGAAUUUAGAUUUAGUAGAAGUAUAAUGACGAAUGGUAUUUUCAAAUAAAAUCCACCGCUUAAACUAGUUGGUAUACAUAAUAGGCUAUCAUUCAUGUAACGAAUACAAGCAAAAUCAUCUGCAUGCCGAAUGCGUAUAAGUAUGUAAAAAACGAAUAUAAAAGUACAGAAAAACAAUCAGACCAAGCAUUACUAACAACUGGCAUGCGAGCAAUCCGAAAUUCUGCAUUUUUCAUUAAGUGUGAAGAUCAUAAAAACUUUAAUAAUGUAUUGAUAGAAUUAAGAUCAGUUGAGUUUUGUAACAUUUCUAUGUCAAAAUAAUAUAUUAAUAAAAUGGCAUUUGACAUAAACGGUGGAUGCUAAAAAGCAUUCAAUCAGAUAUGAUAUUAAAAAUCAAGGAAUAAAUUAAAAAACAAA
This is a messenger RNA of Bombyx mori (domestic silkworm), 10859 nucleotides long. RefSeq names its product probable ubiquitin carboxyl-terminal hydrolase FAF-X (gene faf). Lineage: Eukaryota; Metazoa; Arthropoda; Insecta; Lepidoptera; Bombycidae. Gene Ontology annotation, cellular component: cytosol; nucleus. The record is from RefSeq and is a predicted model, not a curated record. Gene Ontology annotation, biological process: protein deubiquitination; cell migration. The transcript is spliced from 49 exons. Gene Ontology annotation, molecular function: cysteine-type deubiquitinase activity. The coding region runs from base 143 to 7564 and encodes 2473 amino acids.